ACCACUCCCCAGUGUCCACUACAGCCCAUCAUGCCUGCCCAACUUCCUACCCGCAAGAUCGGUAACACCGAUGUAACCGCUAUUGGUUUCGGUGCCGUGGGUCUUUCACUCCAACUUUACGGCCAACCUCCUUCCGAGGAAGAACGCCUCAAGCUUCUUGACGCAGUAUACGAGAACGGGUGCUUGAACUGGGAUACAGCUGACGUCUACAGUGACAGCGAGGAGCUGCUCGGAAAAUGGUUCAAGCGUAGUGGAAAACGCGCAGAGAUCUUCCUUGCUACAAAAUGCGGUUUCUACAUGCAAGGAGGCCGACUGAUCAAUGGCAGCCCCGAACAUGUUAAAGUCUCCAUUGAGAAGUCCUUGCGACUGUUUGGCGUGGACUGCAUCGAUCUCUAUUACCUUCACCGUCCCGAUCCUACCGUCCCUAUCGAGAAGACUGUCAGCGCCAUGGCUGAAUUCGUAAAGCAGGGGAAAGUCAAAUAUCUUGGACUUUCCGAAUGUUCGGCCAAUACGCUUCGUCGAGCAUACGCCGUGCAUCCCAUCUCCGCCAUCCAAGCCGAGUAUUCCCCAUUCACGCUCGACAUCGAGGACGAGAAAUUUGGACUUUUCAAGACCGCACAAGAACUCGGCGUCACCAUCGUCGCGUACUCCCCUCUGGGACGUGGGAUGCUCACAGGUCGCUACAACGGACCGGAAGACUUCGAGGAAGGCGAUUGGCGUCGAACUAUCCCUCGUUACUCCAAAGAGAACUUCCCGAACAUCCUCAAGAUCGUCGAUGGUUUGAAGAAAGUCGGCGAGUGUCACAACGCGACCGCAGGACAAGUUGCGCUCGCUUGGCUUCUUGCACAAGACCAAAGCAUCAUCCCUAUCCCGGGCACGACGAAAAAGAAGUACCUAAAAGAGAACCUCGGCACGCUGAAUGUCAAGUUAAGCCCUGAGGAAGUGAGGGAAGUGCGGGAGAUUGUGAAUAAAGCUGAUGCUGCUCACGGAGAAAGAUAUGAGGACUUCAUGAUGGCUGUCCUCUAUGGCGACACUCCGGUUCUGGAGAAGUAGACGUGAUUCGCAUGAGAAGCCACUUGGAAAAUUUCCGGGAUGUGUUGAAUUUACCCUUUGAACGAGUCCAUCUGCGCAUAGCCAAUGACAUACGACGCCCCGCCUGUCCCUCAUCGACAGUUUGAAUUUUGGGUAUGUUCAAAUUGUUUGGCCCUGACCGCAUUUCUCAUGCCACACACGGCCCGCCUGAAUAUUAACAGAACUGUGCAGGAGUCGAAUGAUAUAUGAGUACCAACCGAACAGGGACUUCUCACCAACGUUCCUCACAUUGAACUUUCCCUUUUGCGUCGUAACGCAACGUCGCAGUAUCGGCGCAGAUCAUUAUACCCUUGCGUCAAAAUAUAUCACAGCAUCCGUU
Molecule: messenger RNA, 1411 nt
Organism: Somion occarium
Lineage: Eukaryota; Fungi; Basidiomycota; Agaricomycetes; Polyporales; Cerrenaceae
Source: the annotation of a GenBank genome assembly